Messenger RNA from Artibeus jamaicensis (Jamaican fruit-eating bat), 8162 nucleotides. RefSeq names its product tectonin beta-propeller repeat containing 2 (gene TECPR2). The coding region runs from base 264 to 4487 and encodes 1407 amino acids. Gene Ontology annotation, molecular function: protein binding. The transcript has 21 exons. The record is from RefSeq and is a predicted model, not a curated record. NCBI's taxonomy places the organism in Eukaryota, Metazoa, Chordata, Mammalia, Chiroptera, Phyllostomidae.
CCCCCGCGGCCCGGAGUCCGUCCCUUCUCCUUCGGCUCGGCGGGCCCGACGAGUCCCGAGGGGCUGUCGCGGGAGGUCCUGCUUCAAGAACCCGGAGGCAGAAUAGGUCGUACAGGCCAAAGAACGGGGCUCAGGUCUGUGCUCCGGGAAAGCGCUGCCACGGCUUUGAGAGUCCGUCCCACAGUCAGCGAACUGGAGGUCUCCCCAGAUGCUGAGUCAGCGCUCCGCGCCCUCCCAGAAGACCGUCGCUGGGCGCCCUGGCCAUGGCGUCCGCAGCAGCGCCGGUCACGUUCAGGGAGUUCUGCCCCCUGUACUACCUCCUCAGCGCCAUCCCCUCGAAGGUCCAGAAGGGCUUCCGCUCGGUGGCGGUCUACCUGACGGCCCUGGACGCCAGCGGGGACUACAUCGCCGUGGGCAGCAGCACCGGCAUGCUCUACCUGUACUGCCGGCGCCUCGGCCGGAUGAGGAGGUACAGCUUCGAGGGGAGAGCGGAGUCCAUCACUGCGGUGAAGCUGCUGAGCUGCUUCGACGACCUGGUGGCCGCAGGCACCGCCUCCGGGAGGGUGGCCGUUUUCCAGCUGGUGUCGGCACUGCCCGGGAGGAACAAGCAGCUGCGUAGGUUUGACGUCGCCGGCAUCCACAGAAGCAGCAUCACAGCGCUGGCCUGGAGCCCCAACGGCAUGAAGCUGUUCUCUGGGGACGGCAGAGGGAAGGUCGUCUACUCUUCUCUGGACCUGGACCAGGGCGCCUGCAGCUCCCACCUGGUGCUGGAAGAGCCGUCCUCAGUUGUGCAGCUGGACUACAGCCAGAAGGUGCUGCUGGUGUCCACCUUGCAGCGAAGCCUGCUGUUCCACACUGAAGAGCAGUCCGUCCAGCAGGUUGGGGCCCAGCCAAGGAAAAGCACAGGGAGGUUUGGUGCGUGCUUCAUACCAGGACUUUGUAAGCAGAGCGACCUCACCCUGUACGCGUCGCGGCCGGGGCUCCGGCUAUGGAAGGCCGACGUCCACGGGACGGUUCAGGCCACGUUCAUCCUAAAGGACGCCUUCGCCGCGGGAGCCAAGCCCUUCGAGCUGUACCCGCGCCGAGAGCCCUGGGACCAGGCGAGUGGCUGCGGACCUGAGAAGCACCUGGGGCUCGUUUCGUGCUUCUUCCAGGAAGGCUGGGUGCUGAGUUGGAACGAGUACAGCGUUUACCUUCUAGACACCGUCAACCAGGCCACAAUCGCUGGUUUGGAAGGAUCAGGUGAUAUCGUGUCUGUUUCCUGCACAGAAAACGAAAUAUUUCUCUUAAAGGGAGACAGGAACAUCAUAAGAAUUUCAAGCAGACCGGAAGGACUGGUGUCAGUAGCGCGAGACGGUCUCGAGACGCCAGGAUGCGCAGAGCAGGUCCCCGCACAGCAUGCGGAGAAGCCGCCGGGGGAUGCGUCCUGUGAGGCGAGGCUCAGGGGCGCUUCCGUGGCCAGCUCUGCGGCCAGCGAGCCCAGGAGCAGGAGCGGGUCCCUCACUUCCACUGACAGUGGCUCUGGGCCCCAGGCGGCCCCGGAGCUCGGCAGGGACAGCCCACCCGCCUGCCAGCGGUUCAGUGUCAUUAGCUCGGAAGACUUCGACCAGGAGCUCGUGGUGCAGCCUCUCAAAGUUAGGAAGAAGAAGAGGAAGAAGAGGGCAGAAGGCGGAAGCAGGGACACCUGGCACAGCUCCCUGGAGUCGACUCCCUGCUGUGAGUUUCCCGGCGACAGUCCCCAGUCCUUGAACGCAGACCUGCUGUCUGCGACCUCGAGUCUGGGUCAGUUGAGCACAGAGUCUGCCGACCCGGAGAGCAACCUCAGUGCUGAAGUGAAUGGUGUCCUGCAGGACCAUAGUGACCCGGAGGCAUUUAGUGUCCUGGGGGUGUCUGAGCCCGCCCCUGACCUACUCAGUGAAGAUGACAACAGGAUGGCAACCCCACGCUGGACCCAGGCAGGCGAGAUGGGGCCCCACAGUGAGGUGCUGAGUUUGCCGUUGCAGCUGGGGGAAGUCGUGGAGGGCGGUGACGUCACAGAACCCAAGGAGGAGCCUUGUCCUGCGCACGAUGGACCCGAUAGCAGGCCGUCACCUUGCCCAGAACAGGAUAGCUCUGCUGAGUCCCAGGAGGUGGGGGGCCUGGAGCCUGAGGCCCCCCAGAGCACACUGUGUGAGGCCCCUCUCCUGGCCUUGCCCCCAGUGCCUUCCAGCCUCAGCUGGGCUUCCGGUGCUCAGGGGGGGCCGCUGGAGACCAGAGCUGACCAAGGCGGCACCGAGCAGACCGGCCAAGGGCAGGGUCUCCUGAUGCAGGUGGAGGCUCCUGGCCCCCUGGGCUCGAAGCCCUGGCCUGUGGUCGUUGGCAGUGACACAGGCCAGAGAGCAGGGGCUACUUCCGAAUGUGACUUGGGGAGUGGGGGCGGACGAGGAAUGCCCCCGGUCUCUGCCUUGGUGGCCAGCACCUAUGAACCUCACCUCGAGCACCCUUCACGAGAUCAGGCGCUGACGUCCAGUGACGAAGAGGAUAUCUACGGCCGUGGGAUGCCCUCGUCAUCCUCAGAGACCAGCGUGGCGGAGCUCGGAGGCAGCCGCUCCCUGCAGGACCUGAGCCGGCCGGCCCCGGAGGACACCGGGCUGCUGAAGGCAGAUCAGUUUGCAGAAAGCUGGAUGGGCUACUCUGGCCCCGGCUACGGCAUCCUCAGCCUGGUGGUCUCCGAGAAGUACAUUUGGUGCCUGGACUACAAGGGCAGCCUCUUCUGCAGCGCCUUGCCAGGCGCCGGGCUGCGCUGGCAGAAGUUUGAAGAUGCCGUCCAGCAGGUGGCAGUCUCGCCCUCAGGGGCCCUCCUCUGGAAGAUCGAGCAGAAGUCGAACCGAGCUUUCGCGUGUGGGAAGGUGACCAUCAAGGGCAAGCGGCACUGGUACGAGGCGCUGCCCCAGGCUGUGUUUGUGGCGCUGAGUGACGACACCGCCUGGGUCGUCAGGACCAACGGGGACCUGUACCUGCAGACAGGUCUCAGUGCGGAUCGCCCCUGCGCCAGAGCCGUGAAGGUCGACUGCCCAUGCCCACUGUCGCAGGUGGCGGCCCGCGGCGGCGUGGUGUGGGCGCUGACCGAGCAGCGAGCCCUGCUGUACCGUGAAGGCGUGAGCAGCUUCUGUCCUGAGGGGGAGCAGUGGAAGUGUGACGUUGUCAGUGAGAGGCAGGCUCUGGAACCUGUGUGCAUAGCCCUCGGGGACCAGCAGACGCUGUGGGCGCUGGACAUCCACGGGAGCCUGUGGUUCCGGACCGGCGUCGUGUCCAAGAGGCCUCAGGGGGAGGACGAGCAUUGGUGGCAGGUGAGCAUCACGGACUACGUGGUGUUCGACCAGUGCAGCCUGUUCCAGACCAUAGUGCACGCCACACAGUCUGUGGCCACGGCGGCCCAGGUGCCCGUGGAAAAGGUGGCGGGUAAACUGCGCACGGCGUUUUGGUCGCAGCAGCUUCAGUGCCAGCCGAGCCUCCUGGGUGUCAACAACAGCGGCGUCUGGAUCUCCUCGGGCAAGAACGAGCUCCAUGUGGCCAAAGGAAGUCUGGUCGGCACCUACUGGAACAGUGUUGUUCCCCGUGGCACAGCCUCUGCGACAAGAUGGGCCUUCGUGCUGGCCUCUGCUUCGCCCACAAAGGAAGGAAGCUCCCUGUGGCUGAGCCAGGGCAGCAAGGACCUGUGCAGCAUCAGUGCCCAGGAUGCCCGGUCCCGCCCGUCCACGCUGCAGCUGCCUCCCGACGCCGAGAUGAGGGCCUUCGCCGCCUGCCAGGACGCUUUGUGGGCGCUGGACAGCCUGGGCCAGGUGUUCAUCAGGACGCUGUCCAAGAGCUGUCCCACCGGCAUGCACUGGACGCGGCUGGACCUUUCGCAGCUAGGAGCCGUGAGACUGACGAGCCUGGCGUGUGGGGGCCAGCACGUGUGGGCCUGCGACUCCAGGGGAGGCGUGUACUUCCGUGUGGGGACCCAGCCUCUGAACCCCAACCUCAUGCUUCCGGCCUGGAUAAUGAUUGAACCGCCCGUGCAGCCCGUGGGGCUCACCUUGGUCAGCGUCCACUGCAGCCCCAACGACCAGAUGCUGUGGGCGCUGGACAGCAGGUGCAAUGUGCACGUCCGCGUGGGUGUCACCGAGGAGAUGCCGGUGGGGACCGGCUGGGAGCACGUGCCAGGGUUGUUGGCCUGCCAGCUGGCGCUCAGCAGCCGGACCGUGUGGGCCCGCUGCCCCAACGGCGACCUCGCCCGACGCUACGGUGUCACCGACAAAAACCCUGCGGGAGACUACUGGAAGAAAGUCCCUGGGAGUGUGACGUGUCUCACAGUGACCUCAUCGGAUGAGCUGUGGGCAGUGGGUCCCCCCGGCCACCUCCUCCAGAGGCUGACAAGGACUUUUAGCCACUCACACGGUGCCCAGAGCAGCCAGGCCGCCACCGCGCACCCCGAGGACCUGGAGGACGAGUGGGAGGUCAUCUGAAGGCGCCGGCGGCGGCAGAGCCGCUCAGGAGGGAGGAGGCGAGGCGGGCGGUGGACAUCAGGUUCCGCAUAGCUCACUCUUGGACACGCCUCGUCGGCCGGCGCUGGCCCAGACACGUCCGGCCAUGGUGGACGCCCACGCUUACUUCCAUCCAUGUUCGUUUCCAACCUGUUGCAGAACCCGCGGCCUCAGCCAACUGAUCACAGCUGUUGCCGGAGCAGCAGCGCCCCCGAGCCCUGUGCUGCCGCCUGUGAUCAGCUGUGGCUGCCGCCAGGGGCCCCUGUGCUGCAGCCACAUGUCCCUCGCUGACGUGCCCAGUCCCACUGUGGGACAGUGUGGCGAGCUGCCCGUGGGCAGCAUGAGUCAGCCAGGGCAGGGCUCUGCCACCACUGCCCGUGUCCCCAAGACAGCCCACCGCCUCCUGGGAGGGACACAGGCCCAGUACACAUUCCAUGCCGGACGCCCACAGGGUCCCCAGGCCACGUUUGAGAGGUGGGUGCCGGGCGUGCCAGGGAGGGGACCACGCUGCGCGCGCCACGGCAAGCCCAGGCCAGGGCACACUCGCCGCCGGGGAACGCCCUUCAGCCACCACACUAGAGACCAGUGGGUGACGUGGGCCUGGGCGUGCGGGGGCCCCCUGGCAGGGAUGGCAGGAAGCCGACGUCGGGGAGCGUGGCCGUGCUGGCUGACUGAGACCUGUCCGUGGAAUGGCGUGUGACCCGUGGGCAGUGGAGACCAGAGGCACCUUUAGAAGGUGAAUCUGCUAAUUAUCGCCUUUUUCCCUUAGUGUAUUACAAACCUGCAUAAGAUACCUCAUUAGAAAUUAAAUGUUACAGAUUUAGAAGAGAUGUAUUUUCUGAAGCCAGUGGAAGGCCUUUCCUUCCUUCCCCUGAUUUAACCCGAGCCUGCACCUUCCCGGAUGGUGGGCGUCACCUGCCUGUCCUCCACGCAGUGGGCAGUCACAGGACCUGCCACCGGCAGCCCGGCACCGUGUGGGCACUUGGGUUGACCGCCCCCCGAAGGUUGAAGCUGUGCCUGCUGCAGCCCCGCCAGACGCCCGGCCCUGGGCCGGCCCCCAGUGCCCGCACCUCGCCCGCUUCCCCAGUCCCCUCCCUCGUGGAAGCAGCUGCAGGCCGGGUAACCGCCCAGGGCCCAGCCUUGGGAGGCCGCUCUUUCCCUCAGCGAGGUUAUCAGGCCCCCAGGCCACAGAUGAAAGGCGGUGACGGACCGGCCGGCUGUGAACACGAGGGUCUUCCGGGGCUAAGUGAGGACGAGACGCUGAUCCCACACUUGGCAAUAUGCUUCAUUUGGACAGAACCCUCCUCUCACAGUCUGGGGACAGCAGAGGCCUCCCGGUGACUGCGGCACAUUGGCUGCAAACGGCACCCAGCCUUCCCCGACCCACAGGGCCCCUGUGUCUGGUUCAGUGUGGCCGAAUCACUGUCAGCUCCAGGGCUGGGUACGGUUUUCUUUCUGGUUUUUUUAAAAAGACUGAUUUUUAGAGAGAGGGGAAGGGAGGGAGAGAAACAGCAACAUGUGGUUGCCUGUCACGUGCCCCCUUCACCGGGAACCUGGCCCACGACCUAGGCUGUGCCCUGACUGGGAAUCAAACCAGCGACCCUUUGGUUCGCAGGCCGGCGCUCAAUCCACUGAGCCACACCAGCCAGGGCCAGUUUUAAUUCGAAGUUGAACUGUGAGACAGUGCGAUAACCCAGACUUUUUCGGAGCCACGACGAGGCGCCCUCCGCGGGCGCUCACGGAGGCCAGUGUGCCCGCCCGUCUGGGGAGACCCACCAACCAGACCCACUGCACGGGAUGUGUGAUCCUGUGACCCGCCGCGUUUACACGGGCCGCGGUCUGCCCGAGGUGGCGGUCCUGCAGGCAGGGUCACUCCCGGGGCGGGGCACAGAGCCAUUUCUCCCCAGGGGUCUGCGGGGGCUGGGCUGCUGCCAACGGCCUUCUGGGUUCAAACCCCGGGGCCUCCAAGAGACAAAACCAAACGUCAGACGUGCCCUCUGCAACCCAGCAUUCGGAGAAAGGUCACAUCCGUAACAGUUGUGUCCCCAGGAAUGACCGAGUAAGAAAUGUCACCCUCGGUUUGGGACGUGGCUCCGCUCCGCCCUGGUGGGCAGCUCAGCUGUGUGGAGUGUCGUCCCAAGGCACCAAGGUUGCAGUUCGAUCCCUGGUCAGGGAACAUACAGGAAUCAACCAGUGAAUGCGUACGUGGAAAACAAACCAAUGUUUCUCUCUCAAAGUCAAUUUAAAAAAAUGUUUUUAAAGAAAUGGCCAAGCUUCCCAGAAGACACCCAAGAAGACCAGAAUCUAAAUCUAGGAAGGGUGUCCCAUGUCGCUGAUGGAGGAGUCGGUUCCCUGGGGGACGCCCGUCUUAUCCUCAGGGGGUUAGGGUUUAACCCAGUCCGUCCAGAGUCCCCACUGGGAUUUUUCUGUUGGGGGCAGGCAGGGCGGAAUUCUAAAAUUGCGUCUGUCCCAUGGGUGCUGCUAGUCGCUCACACACAGCCCCCCGGGGUCGUGCCCUUCGCCCUGCGAAAACUCAGAGUCUAGGAAUCGGUGGGGGGUGGCGGGCAGCCCCGGUACUGGAGCCCGAGCUGGGGCCCUGGGCUGUGCGGGGCCCUCGACGGCCUGGGCGGCAGGGCUGGGGACGCCAGGCAGACCGGCCAGGCCCUGGGGGAGGUUGCGUGAUGCCGGUGGUGUCGGAGAUGGGGGAUGGGAGUGGGACUCCACCGCCCCCCAGCCCACCGCUCAGUCAUUUGCACGACACAAACCCUCACUAGACCGAGGAAGCUCAAGCCCGGGGAAGCGGUACAGGACUUCUGGAUGCAGGCCUUUCUACACUGGAAGUGGUGGGGAAAGCCAGAGGGAGCCAUGUUUAUCCAUUGUCAAAGUGCUGUAAAUUAAAAACCACACCUAAAACUAGGAGGCAGAAUACCGCCAGGACCGGGAUGUUGCACGUGCCCCCAAGCACUUACUCGCACUGGGAGCAGAGCCCCAGAGGCCGAUGGACCGGCACCGCUGCCGCAGGGCCCGGGGCGGUGGGUGGGGACCCCCGUCGGCACCGUCUCGGGGAAGCGCCUGGGAGUCCGGCAGCGGCAAAACCUUCCGACCACGAGCUGCACCCCCGACGCCCGUCCUCGGGAACCCUGCACACGGCCUGUUUCUCGUUGGGAACCGCCGACAUGCCGGGCGCGUCCCCUCGCGAAGUAGCGCCGCGCUCACCGACCACGGCCAGAGGCGGCCCGUUCCCGGCUCCAGGGCGAGAAGGUGGACUUUUCUGGGUGUGGCGGGGAUGGUGCGGUUCUCGAACCGUAGAGACGGGAGGGUGUGGGCCGGACGGUUCGCGAUCUGGGGCGCAGGCGGCGCAGGAAGCAGCGCCUUCACCACAGGAGCAGCGGGUCACGCCGGUUGCCUGGCGUACAUACUUUUUUGUAUCUUGUGAAUUUUGAGCCACAUAAAUGCGUUAUUUAUUCCAAAAAUAAAAUUUGCAUUGUAAAAGCUGGACCCUAACGUCGGCUCUGUGGCAGGACCCCGGCCGUGUCAGGUGUCACGGAACAGUCACCAGAAGCUUCUGGAAGGCCGUGUGCGCGGCGCGUUUCACCACGCAGGGCGGUGCGCCCACGGCAGCAAGUGCAAAGGUGCUGAGUCGUGCGGGGACCUAGU